AUUAGUAAUUGGACUCUGGCAAGAGACACUCACCCGGAUGCUCAAACGGGCCAAGGAAGCUGAGAAAACGAGCUAUGGAAUUGUUGUGAACAGUUUCUAUGAGCUCGAAUCGGUUUAUGCAGAUUAUUACAGAAACGUGCUUGGGAUGAAAGCUUGGCAUAUUUGCCCUGUUUCUCUAUGCAAUAGAAACAAUGAAGAAAAAGCACUUAGAGGAAAAACAGCUUCUAUCAACGAGCACGAUUUCUUGAAGUGGCUUGAUUCAAAAGAACCUAAUUCGGUUGUUUAUGUGUGUUUUGGAAGCAUGGCUAAAUUCAAUGCCUCUCAGCUUAUGGAGAUUGCAAUGGGGCUUGAGGCUUCUGGGAAGGACUUCAUUUGGGUUGUGAGGAUCGGACAAGAUUAUGACGUGGAGAAAGAGGAUUGGCUGCCAGAAGGGUUUGAGGAUCGGAUGGAAGGGAAAGGACUAAUCAUGAGAGGGUGGGCCCCGCAGGUUCUGAUUCUUGAUCAUGGGGCAGUUGGCGGGUUUGUGACUCACUGUGGGUGGAACUGGACGUUGGAAGGGAUCGCUGCCGGGUUGCCGAUGGUGACGUGGCCGGUGUCGGCGGAGCAGUUUUACAACGAGAAGCUGGUGACCCAAGUGCUGAAAAUUGGUGCUGGUGUUGGUGCUCAGAAAUGGGUUAGGGUUGUGGGGGAUAGCGUGAAAAAGGAAGCUGUUGAGAAAGCUGUGAGGAGGAUUAUGGUGGGUGAGGAAGCACAGGAAAUGAGAAGCAGAGCUAGGGAACUUGCAGAGCAAGCAAAGAGGGCUAUUGAGAAAGGAGGAUCAUCACACUCUGAUUUAAAUGCUCUAAUUGAAGAGUUGAGUUCCCAGUAGUUGGAGUUGGAGCACACAUUCAGAUGGACUUCGCUUUCUGAAUAUUUCAGAUUCAUAAAA
Molecule: messenger RNA, 928 nt
Organism: Malus domestica (apple)
Lineage: Eukaryota; Viridiplantae; Streptophyta; Magnoliopsida; Rosales; Rosaceae
Product: probable UDP-glucosyl transferase 73B6
Molecular function (GO): UDP-glucosyltransferase activity
Source: RefSeq, a predicted model, not a curated record